GUGUUUGAGUUGAAACAUCUGUUAUUGUGCUAAUAAACAUAAUAUGCUUUGUUCUUUUGUUUCAUCACGUAUGGAAGCUUCUGAUUUCUCUCAUCCUAUUUGAGCUUGCUUUCCUAUUUACAUGUUUAUUCUCUUUUAUGCAUACUCCUCAAAUAAUGACAUUUACAAUAUAAUCAAAACACACUCAAUUGCAUAGAAUCUCCAAACUUGAUUCCAGAGAAGACACUAGGUUUAGUGGACACCAAACUCCUUAGGAAUGAUGAGGAUUAAAUAAUCUGAUUCAAAUAGGUCCAAUUCUAACCCUACAUACUAUGAUCUACAUGUACCUGACAAAAUGAAAGCAAAUGAGAAACUUAAAAGGCUUCAGCGAAGAAAAGAAAAUUGAUUACUUUGGUAAAUCAAGAAGUUCGUUAGCAUCCAUGGGAACGGUCUUCGUCAUCAUAGCAACCGCCCAAUCGCCCAAGGGGGCCAAGAAGCCAAAUAAAACCCUUCUCUUCGCGGCCUAAGCAACAGGAAGAAGAAAGGUUGUCGAUAGCGAACGCGACAAUAUAUUUCCUUUUUUCGUUUUCAUCCCCCUCGAUCUCGAAUCGGACGGACGAGUUCUCACUUCGCGAUCCAGAUGUCUGCGGCGGCUAUCGCCUGCAGUAGAGGCGCCGCCACGUUCGGGUUUCGUUGCUGGUCGCUGAUGCGGCUGCCGGCGGCGCAAGUCGGGUACCCUCGGUCCAAUUUAUCGCUGCUGCAGCGCUUCACUUCGGACGAGAGCAACGGGAGUAGGGCUUGCCUUAUCGACACGCUCGCUCUGGUCAAGAAGUUGGAGAAGGAAGGGGUCCCGUCGAAGCAAGCGGAGGCCAUAACGAAGGUUUUGAACGAGAUCGCCCGCUCCCUUGGGUCCAAGCCCGAGAUACAGAGGGAUCAACACUAUCCAAUGCUGCAACGAGAGACUGAAGAAAAUCUUCGAGUUGAUAUCGAGAAAAUGCGUAGUGAACUUAGGUCUGGUUUGCAUUGAAGUAUAUAACAGAUUAGUAAGCCAAUUAUAUCCAGAUUAAUACUUCUUUCUUUAAUUUAAACUCACUGUCUUAAACAGAUAUGAAAUCGACAAGGUUAUUGCUGGGCAGCGCUCGGAUCUAAUCCUCGAGAGACGGUAAGGGAUGUUAAUGUCUAUUUGAUAAUGGAAUAUGUGGUGAUAUCUCAGGCUGAAUUAUUGUCCAUAUUUGUUACAGAAAAUACACCUUUUUAAUUUAACAACUAGGUUAACCAUGCUAGUUCAGAUGAAGAGUUCAUGUUGUAGGUAACAAAAAACAAGAGUUCAUGUUGAUUUGAAUUCUGAUUUAUCAUCAAGACGUUCUGGUCUGAGUGUUGCUAGAUCACUGUGCUAAUGUUGAUCCAAUGUUUCAUUUGACUUUGUUCAUUUUUUAUCACCUUUGUUAUGCCUGGAGCAAACAAAUAGGACUACCAUCAGUAGCAUCGAUCAAUGAUUAUGUAUGUGCUUAUUGCAAGUAGCUUUUCAUUUUUAAUGUGCUGUACCGGAUGAAUGUAGUAGCUUUAAUUUUAACUUCUUUUUUCUAAUUGUUUAGGCGCAUACGUCACAAGUUACGUGACAAGUUAGCCAAACAAAGUGCAGAAACCACAGAACUUAUUACCAAAAUCGAGAGGGAAAUCCUUGCAUUAAGGGCACAGCUAGACACAGCAAAAUAUGAUGCCACAAAGUUCUGCAUCGCUACGGUUGUUUCUAUAUGUGCUGUUGCUUGUCAGAUUGCGGCUCUCACGUUCAGUCCCUCGCGUGUAGAAGCGGCUGAGGAGAUCCCCAAGGACAAAUUAUUGAUUUAUCAAUUCUAACCCUACAUACUAUGAUCUACAUGUACCUGACAAAAUGAAAGCAAAUGAGAAACUUAAAAGGCUUCAGCGAAGAAAAGAAAAUUGAUUACUUUGGUAAAUCAAUAAAAAUCUGCUACGGGAACGGGUGGAGAAAGUUCGUUAGCAUCCAUGGGAACGGUCUUCGUCAUCAUAGCAACCGCCCAACCGCCCAAGGGGGCCAAGAAGCCAAAUAAAACCCUUCUCUUCGCGGCCUAAGCAACAGGAAGAAGAAAGGUUGUCGAUAGCGAACGCGACAAUAUAUUUCCUUUUUUCGUUUUCAUCCCCCUCGAUCUCGAAUCGGACGGACGAGUUCUCACUUCGCGAUCCAGAUGUCUGCGGCGGCUAUCGCCUGCAGUAGAGGCGCCGCCGCGUUCGGGUUUCGUUGCUGGUCGCUGAUGCGGCUGCUGGCGGCGCAAGUCGGGUGCCCUCGGUCCAAUUUAUCGCUGCUGCAGCGCUUCACUUCGGACGAGAGCAACGGGAGUAGGGCUUGCCUUAUCGACACGCUCGCUCUGGUACUGCGCUACCUUAUCAGUGUUCGAUUGAUGGGACAACUACCUUAGGGCUUCCCCCAACCUGCAGUUUGCUGUGGUGAGUGGUUGACAGCCUCGUGCGCCAUCAUAAGUACACACCCUGGAAAGGCAGGCGAAGG
Musa acuminata AAA Group (dessert banana) is the source of this 2503-nucleotide messenger RNA. RefSeq lists its product as uncharacterized. The record is from RefSeq and is a predicted model, not a curated record. Gene Ontology annotation, cellular component: mitochondrion. Bases 620 to 1006 code for a protein of 128 amino acids. Lineage: Eukaryota; Viridiplantae; Streptophyta; Magnoliopsida; Zingiberales; Musaceae. The transcript is spliced from 4 exons.